AUGGCCAAACUUUGGGGAAAUUCGGAGUGGUGUCCGGCUACCGCCAGCCUAGGCACCGAGUACUUCCAAGUGGAUUUCUCGAGGCCUUUCCGAGUCUGCGCGGUUGAUACUCAAGGGCACCACACGCUGUCCACGUGGUUUGUGUCUAGCUUUAAUAUCACAUAUUCGCUGAAUGAAUCCACGUGGUUUACAGCACAGCAGAAUGAAACAAAUGGGAUAUUCUCUGGUAACUCUGAUGGAAAUACUGUGGUGAGAAAUAAACUGAGUGGUAACUGGAGUUUUGUUGCAAGAUUUCUGCGAUUGAUUCCUUUAACAUGGAAUGCUUGGCCAUGUUUGAGGAUGGAAGUUUAUGGAAGAGAGUUACCGGCCAUUGAUGUUAGAUUCCCUCGAAACAAAACCGUCCUGGAAGGAGAACAGUUUACUCUCAAAUGCCUUCCUUUGGGAAAUAAGAACAAUUUCAACGUCACUUGGAUGAAGAAAAGUGGAAACGAAAGAUCGUUUCCGGUUGCAGGGCAAAACCUCACCGUGAAUGCAACCAGACUUGACACAGGAGCAUACAGUUGUGAAGUAACUAAUGGAGUGGAAGCCAUUGUGUCGCCAAUAGCUUAUGUUACUGUGUGGUAUCCACCCUCAUUUAUUGAUUUAAAAAACCAAACCAAAGAAAUCGUUGAAGGCGUUAAAAUGAGUCUUCAGUGUAACGUUACGGCGGCUAAUCCAGAGCCGAACAUUACCUGGUAUAGUGCGACUGGGAAUGACACAGUUCUUUCUAAUGCAGUACAUUUGACAUUUUCCAAUAUUUCAAGAUCAAAUUCAGGGAAUUAUUUCUGUGUGGCUGAAAAUGGAAUUGGUCCAAAACUCACUUCUGGUAUGAUAACCCUGAACGUGCAAUAUUCACCAUCACUUGAUACAAAUUUCCCUCAUGAUGAAUCAGCAGUGGAAGGAGAAAAUGUAACAAUGAAUUGUGUUGUAAAAGAAAGUAAUCCUGAACCAAACAUCACGUGGGUAAAGCUGAGUGACCGUGCAAAGGUGUUUCCGAGCGGUGCCAGUCUGAGAUUGCGCAGUAUCUCAAAGGAUGAUGAGGGGGAAUACCGCUGCCUGGCAGAAAAUGGCAUCGGUGAACAGAUGAUGUCGCGUAUUGCUUACCUCUCAGUGGAGGGAGGGAAUGAAAAAGGAACAAGUGAAAAGGGCAGUAAUCUUGUUGACGACAGUUGUAAGCGUAAGUAA
Molecule: messenger RNA, 1224 nt
Organism: Pocillopora verrucosa
Lineage: Eukaryota; Metazoa; Cnidaria; Anthozoa; Scleractinia; Pocilloporidae
Source: RefSeq, a predicted model, not a curated record